Colletotrichum destructivum is the source of this 135-nucleotide messenger RNA. RefSeq lists its product as uncharacterized. The coding region runs from base 1 to 135 and encodes 44 amino acids. The record is from RefSeq and is a predicted model, not a curated record. NCBI's taxonomy places the organism in Eukaryota, Fungi, Ascomycota, Sordariomycetes, Glomerellales, Glomerellaceae. The transcript has 2 exons.
AUGAAGCUCCUGCCCAUCCUCUUCGUCCUUACCGCCGGCCUCUCUCCCGCCCUGGCUCAGGUCUGCCCCGACAAGAACCUCCGAGAAUGCUAUGAUUGGUGCGACAAGAACAACCCAAGCAACGGCGCCCACUAA